AUGGAUUACACACUGGAGCCCAAUGUGACAACCAUAAGUGACGACUACUAUCCCGAUAUUGCAUCAAGCCCCUGCGACGGGGAACUUAUUCAACGACACAACAAGUUGGUGCUGGCCACCUUCUACUGUGUCCUGUUUGUAUUCAGUCUCCUGGGGAACAGCCUGGUCAUUCUGGUCCUUGUCGUCUGCAAGAAACUGAGGAGCAUCACGGAUAUAUACCUCCUGAACCUGGCCCUGUCGGACCUGCUUUUCGUCUUCACCUUCCCCUUCCAGACCCACUAUCAGCUGGACCAGUGGGUAUUUGGGACUGUAAUGUGCAAGCUGGUCUCUGGGGUUUAUUACAUGGGCUUCUUCAGCAGCAUGUUCUUCAUCACCCUCAUGAGUGUGGACAGGUACCUGGCAGUUGUCCACGCCAUAUACGCCAUGACAGUGAGGACGGCCAGAAUGGGCACAACCCUGAGUCUGGCCGUGUGGCUGAUCGCCAUCGUGGCCACCAGCCCCUUGCUGGUAUUGUACCAGGUGGCCUCUGAAGAUGGCGUUCUACAGUGUUAUCCGUCCUACAAUCGGCAGACUCUGAAGUGGAAGAUCUUCAUCUACUUUGAGAUUAACAUCUUGGGUCUGUUGAUCCCAUUCACCAUCCUUAUCUUCUGCUACGUUCGGAUGCUGCACCAGCUGAGGAGUUGCCAAAACCACCACAAGACCAAGGCCAUCAGGCUGGUGCUCAUCGUCGUGAUGGCUUCCUUGCUCUUCUGGGUCCCCUUCAACGUGGUCCUCUUCCUCACUUCGCUGUUCGGCAUGAAGGUCUUGGACGGAUGUGCCCUGAGCCAGCGGCUGAUUUACGCCACCCACGUCACAGAGACCAUCUCCUUCACUCACUGCUGCGUGAACCCUGUGAUCUACGCUUUCAUGGGCGAGAGGUUCAAGAAACACCUCUCGGAAAUAUUCUGGAAGAGCUGCAGCCACGUCCUCGUCUAUGUGGGAAGACGAGUCCCGCGGGAGGCCUGGGAAAGGUCUUCCUCCUCCUGCCCGCACCCUCUCCGUUCCUCCAGCAUAGACUAUAUUCUGUGA
Hyaena hyaena (striped hyena) is the source of this 1068-nucleotide messenger RNA. It is a transcript of the gene CCR8, whose product is annotated as C-C motif chemokine receptor 8. The transcript has a single exon. Gene Ontology annotation, biological process: cell surface receptor signaling pathway; positive regulation of cytosolic calcium ion concentration; immune response. The coding region runs from base 1 to 1068 and encodes 355 amino acids. Gene Ontology annotation, molecular function: C-C chemokine receptor activity. The record is from RefSeq and is a predicted model, not a curated record. Gene Ontology annotation, cellular component: membrane. NCBI's taxonomy places the organism in Eukaryota, Metazoa, Chordata, Mammalia, Carnivora, Hyaenidae.